This is a messenger RNA of Xyrauchen texanus (razorback sucker), 1785 nucleotides long. Its product is annotated as transcriptional adapter 2-beta-like. Gene Ontology annotation, cellular component: SAGA-type complex; nucleus. Gene Ontology annotation, biological process: chromatin remodeling; regulation of transcription by RNA polymerase II. The record is from RefSeq and is a predicted model, not a curated record. Gene Ontology annotation, molecular function: transcription coactivator activity; zinc ion binding; chromatin binding. Lineage: Eukaryota; Metazoa; Chordata; Actinopteri; Cypriniformes; Catostomidae.
ACAACCGCUAGUGAGCAAUAUGGCCGACCUAGGGAAGAAGUACUGCGUGAACUGCCUAGAUGAUGUUACGAAUUUGCGGAUUCGCUGUGCCGAAUGCCAAGAUAUUGAACUUUGCCCGGAGUGCUUCUCCGCGGGCGCCGAAAUCGGCAACCACAGGCGAUGGCACGGUUAUCAGCAAGUUGACGGCGGGCGCUUCUCGCUCUGGGGUCCCGAAGCAGAGGGAGGAUGGACUAGCAGGGAAGAGCAGUCGCUGCUCGAUGCCAUCGAGCAAUAUGGAUUUGGUAACUGGGAGGAUAUGGCUGCCCAUGUUGGUGCAUCACGCACCCCUCAGGAGGUCAUGGACCAUUAUGUUUGCAUGUAUAUCCAUGGGAAUCUGGGUAAAGCCUGCAUCCCUGACAGCAUCCCUAAACGCGUGACAGACCAUACUUGUCUUAGUGGAGGUCCCUUGUCCCCUAGUUUGACCACUCCAUUGUCCCCACUUGAUAUAUCUGUGGCCGAGCAGCAGCAGCUUGGAUACAUGCCUCGUGAUGACUACGAGAUUGAAUAUGACCAGGAGGCGGAGAAGCUCAUCAGUGGCCUGUCUGUGAACUAUGAUGAUGAAGAUAUAGAGAUUGAGAUGAAGCGAGCCCAUGUGGACAUGUAUGUGCGUAAGCUACGUGAGCGUCAGCGACGCAAAAAUAUUGCUCGUGACUACAAUCUAGUGCCAGCCUUUCUGGGCCGGGACAAAAAAGAUAAAGAGCGAGAGCGGCCUGGUGGGACAGGAGCAGUUGGAGGGGUGGGUGGAGUUGUUGGAUUGGGAGGAGGUACUACAAUUAUUCCGACAGGGUCACUGGGCUCCUCUACAACAGCAACCCCAAAACGCAAAAUCAUCAAGGAAGAGAAGGAGCAGCGGACUAAACUGCGUUCCCUCUGCCAGUUUAUGCCACAUCGAGAUUUUGAAGAAUUCUUUGAUAACAUGCACAAGGAGCGCAUGCUGCGGGCAAAGGUUCGGGAGCUUCAGCGAUAUCGGCGGAACGGCAUCACGAGACUUGAUGAGUCAGCCGAGUAUGAGGCGGCACGCCACAAACGGGAAAAACGGAAAGAGAACAAAAGUGUUACUGGCUCAAAGAGAGGGAGUAGCGGUGGAGGAGGAGUAGCCGGGCUAGGAGGAGGGGUUGGAGCAGGGGGUGGGGUUGGUGGAGGAGUCAGUGGCAUUAAAGAGGAGGGGAAGGACAGUGAGUUUUCCGCCAUUGAGAACCUGCCUGGCUUCGAGCUGCUUUCAGAUCGGGAGAAGGUACUGUGUAAUUCGAUGAACCUAUGUCCCACACGUUAUCUGACUGUCAAGACUAUCAUCAUUAAGGAUCACCUUCAGAAAAGGCAGGGCAUUCCCUCCAAAAGCCGCCUACCCAGCUAUUUGGACAAGGUGCUGAAAAAACGUAUUCUGAAUUUCCUAUCAGAGAGCGGCUGGAUAUCCAGAGAAGCCUCCUAAGGUUGGCCAAAAAUUUGGCUUUAAGAAUAAUGACUGUAUAUAUUUUUCUACUGUUUUAUAUUACAUCUCAUAAAACCCUGUGAGAACAUAAAAGGUGCCCCACUAAUGGAGGUGGGCCUUAAAUCCAUCUUGUAUUUUUUUUUUUUUUUUUAUCUCACAUCUCCUCAUAGGAACAUAAACAUUGUGAGAGUUUGCAAAAUGAAUCUUACAGGUUUCAGUUGAAUUCUAACUAUAGAAGGAACACCAGUAUGUAUAGUAUAGGAAGGGGACUUUUGAAUGUGGUGUCCUGCUUAAUAGAUCAUUGUUUUAUAUAUAUA